This is a messenger RNA of Morus notabilis, 3644 nucleotides long. RefSeq lists its product as uncharacterized. The coding region runs from base 270 to 788 and encodes 172 amino acids. NCBI's taxonomy places the organism in Eukaryota, Viridiplantae, Streptophyta, Magnoliopsida, Rosales, Moraceae. The record is from RefSeq and is a predicted model, not a curated record. The transcript is spliced from 4 exons.
GGUGUUUACAGGUGCAGGAAUUUCAACUUCUUUUGGUAUACCUGAUUUUUGAGGUCCAAAAGGCAUUUGGACACUUCAGCUUAGAAACUAUCUCUGUUACACCUCCAAACUGUUCACCAGUCAAAUCAUUUGUGGCCUUCAUUCAGAAUUGCCUAGGUGCACUAGAUGGAACCUAUAUUAGGGUGAGAGUGCCUACGACAGAGAGACCCAAAUAUCGUAAUCGACAUGGAACUGUAGCAACAAAUGUCUUGGGAGUAUGCACACGAGAUAUGGAAUUUACAUAUGUGUUGCCUGGAUGGGAAGGAUCUGUAGCUAAUGGCAGAGUAUUACACGAUGCUCUACGUAGGGCAAAUGGUUUACGUGUUCCAAAUGGAUGUUACUAUCUUGUUGAUGCUGGAUACACCAAUUGUAAAGCUUUCCUUGCACCAUUUCGUGGCCAACAGUACCGUCUAAAGGAAUGGGAAGAUGGAACACAACCUAGGAAUGCACAAGAGUAUUUUAAUAUGAAACAUUCACAUGCUAGAAAUGUGAUUGAGAGAUGUUUUGGUUUACUUAAUAGUCGUUGGGUGAUUCUUUGUAGUCCAUCAUUUUUUCCAAUUAAAACUCAAAAUCGCAUUAUCUUAGCAUGCUGUUUGUUACAUAAUUUUAUUAUGCACGAAAUGCCUAAUGACGUUCCAGAUCCAAUACCAAAAGAUGAGUGUGAGAAUGACGAGGAAGAUGAAGUAGAAGAUAAUGAUGAUUUAAUAACGGCUGUUGAGCUUUUCAGAGUAGUGAACUGGGUAGCGUAAGAUAUGUUUAAUGACUGGAGGAAUCGUAAGAUGAACUGACAAUUGUCUAUGUGUUUGUCCCUUAGAGCUUGUAAUGGAACUUGUAUUGUUUGCUUGAAUCAUGACAAACUUAUGCAUGUUUUAUCCGGCACAUUCGAAUAAUGUGCGUCGCUUUUAAUUGUUUUUAUCUAUAGUAUUUACAAAUUACUAAUUAUAUAUCAUAGAGGAUGUUGAUUCUUGAUUGUAUACAUGUUUGUUAUUUGUUAUUGUUAGGAUGGACACUUCUAAAUCCAGAGGUCCAGGUCAAAAUAAAAGGUAUUGGACUGAAGAUGAUGAUAAAUUCCUAAUUGAGGCUUUAAUGAAGUUACAUAACGAGGAAACAUAUAAAGCGGAAGGUAAUUUCAAAGCUGGACAUCUGCACGCUCUUGAGAAAAAGUUACAUAGUAGGUUGUCAAGAUGUGACUUACUAGCUAGGCCAUACAUAGAGUCAAGAAUGAAAACUUUGAAGACUCAUUUUCAAAUUGUGCAUGAAAUGCUAACCGGGCUUAACUAUAGCGGUUUCAGAUGAGAUCCAGAUAAGAAAACAGUUACAACUGAAUUAAUAACAUGGUUGAUAGUAAUAGAAGUUGUUCAUCUAAUUUAAUCUUUUUCCGUAUUAAAUUUAGAGUCACAAGGAAGCAUUACCGUUUAAGACCAAGGCUUUUCCCUACUAUGAUGACUUGUGUAUGAUUUUCGGCAAAGAUCAUGUAACUAGUAGGGGUGCCGAGACUGCUGCUGAUAUAAUUGAGGAACUUGAAAAAAAAGCAGCUGAUGACAUUAAUAUUGACGAUAACUAUUUCAAUGACAUUCACAAUACAACUUAUGUUGAUGAAGCGCAGUCAAUGUCUUUCUCACAAGCAUCGGCUAUUCCUCAAACUCAAGCUCAAUCUCAAUGGUCGUCUAAAAGAAAAAUGAAGAGUACAAACAAUGCAAAGACUUAUGAAGCCAUUGAAAGAUCAUCUACUUUACUUGCUGGUGUUAUUGAAAAGGCAAGUGAACGUUUAAGUCGGGCUAUCGGUGAAGACAUAACGGAAAAACAUAGCUGGAUUAGAGAUGAGUUACAAAGGACCACAACCAUUAACGCAAUGGAACAACAUAAAGUAGCCCGGACGAUGAUAAAGGAUGAUGCUUUAGUUUCUCACUUUUUUAGAAUCCUAGAUGAUGAAAAAAAUGAGUGGGCUAGAGUUUUGCUUGUUGGUGAUAUUUAGGAGCCUCCGUUUAGUUUUAGCGGAAAAACAUAGCCGGAUUAUCUUUUGAUAUAGUGGUGUAUGUGUUAUACAUUUCUCUUUUGAUAUAGUGGUGCAUGUAUGUAGUUGAAUGAUAUAUCAAAAAAUAGGCUGUGAAGCGUAAAAACAGCCUUGGCACCCCUACCAGUUGCACGAUCUUUGUCAAAAACCAUACACAAGUCAUCAUAGUAGGGAAAAGCCUUGGUCUUAAACGGUAAUGCUUCCUUGUGACUCUGAAUUUAAUACAGAAAAAGAUUAAACUAGAUGAACAACUUCUAUUACUAUCAACCAUAUUAUUGAUUCACAUUAUAAGUACCUUGAGAUAUGCUUCCCACACCGGCUUUUCAGUUGUAACCGUUUUUCUAUCUGGAUCCCAUCCGAAACCGUUACAGUUAGACCCGGUUAGCAUUUCAUGCACAAUUUGAAAAUGAGUCUUCAAAGUUUUCAUUCUUGACUCUGUGUGGCCUAGCUAGUAAGUCACAUCCUGACAACCUGCUAUGUAACUUUUUCUUAAGAGCGUGCAUAUGUCCAGCUUUGAAAUUACCUUCCGCUUUAUAUGUUCCCUCGUUAUGUAACUCAUUAAAGUCUCAAUUAGGAAUUUAUCGUCAUCUUUAGUCCAAUACCUUUUAUUUUGACCUGAAUCUCUGGAUUUGGAAGUGUCUAUCCUAACAAUAACAAAGAACAAACAUGUAUACAAUCAAGAAUCAACAUCCUCUACGAUAUAUAAUUAGUAACUUGCAAAUACUAUAGAUAAAAACAAUUAAAAGCGACACAUAUUAUUCAAAUGUGCCGGAUAAAACAUGCAAACAACAUAAGUUUGUCCUAAUUCAAGCAAGCAAUACAAGUUCUAAGGGACAAACACAUAGACAAUUGUCAAUUCAUCCUACGAUUCCUCCAGUCAUUAAAACAUAUCUUGCGCUAUAGUAUUCCUCCGCCCAGUCCACUCCUCUGAAGGCUCAACGGCCGUUAUCAAAUCAUCAUUAUCUUAUAUUUCUUCAUCUUCUUCGUCAUUCUCACACUCAUCUUCUGGUAUUGGAUAUGGAACGUCAUUAGGCAUUUCGCGCCUAAUAAAAUUAUGUAACAAACAGCAUGUUAAGAUAAUGCAAUUUUGAGUUUUAAUUGGAAAAAAUGGACUACAAAGAAUCGCCCAACGACUCUUAAGUACACCAAAACAUCUCAAUCACAUUCCUAGCAUGUGAAUGUUUCGGUAAUAUAUCAUAUCUUUCGGGAAUAUAUCUUAAUUGAAGCUGUCUGCUGAAUUAAUUUGAAAAGUGUACAGCUAUUCUGAUAUGAAACAUGUAUCAUAGACCUUGUUCUUGUCAUUUAAACAUUUUUCUUCACAACAGAAAUCAUUCCAAUCAUGCCCCUACAUCUUUCAUGUAUAAAUCUUUGGCAUUCUUAUUGAAGGACAAAUUCUCAAAAUUUUGCCUUCUGUUUUGGUUUUUCCUUACAAAAGUGAAUGGAACUGCCAUUAUCUAUCUGAAACCUUCUAAAGCAUGAAUUCAAUCAAGAGGUCUCAUUGGCUUUAUCGAUAGUACAAAUUUCUUUUCUCCUCCGCAACAUCAGAGUAUUACAGACACUGAUGACACAAAAAAAAAAAAAAAAAAAAAAA